ACUAAAAAUAAAAUUUUGAAAAUUUUUAGAGAAAGCAAGGAAGUGCUAAAAUUUUCUGUUAACGCAUGCGCAGAGAAAUAAAUUUAAAAAAAAAAAAAUUAAAAAAAGUGUAAGCUUCGAAUAAAGUGGCAACAUUUUUGUUGCAGUGGGGAAACAUAAACUUUUUCACUGAUUGCAUACAAAACUAUACCCAAAAUGAUUGCUUAAAAACAGGAGAAAAAUCAGUUCCAAUGCAUGCUUAUAAGAAAUUAAUUAAUUUUGGCUAAAAUUUAUUCGCAAAUCCGUUGAAAAUGUGUGCGGGGUGUUAAGUGAAUUUCGGUAAUUAAAAAAAAAAAAAAAAAACAAAAAAAUAAAAUAAAUAAAUAAAAAAGUGUGGAGAAUUGUGCUAAUUAAAAAAAAAUUGUGUACAAAAUAUGCCCUGCAACAACUGGGCCUCAGUAACUUGCUAGCAUAACUCAGUGGCCAACGUGCAAGAAGUGGCAAAAUGACUGCAGCGUGCAACAAAACCCACUUCCGCCUCAAAUUAAUAUGCAAAAUGCGAAAUAAACCGAGCAGUGUGUGAAAAUUAAAAAAAAAUUAUAAAUCCCGUUAAGCAAAUAGUUGUGUGUGUAGUGCAGAAUUAAGCGUAAGUGUCAUUGAAACAAUGUCUGCCACUUCAAAGACAAACAUAGCAACAGACAGCGCAAAUGAUAACGCCAACACUACUGCCAACAACAGCACGUCCCACAACAACAGCAAUAGCAGUAGUGCUGGCGCAACUCCAGCAAGCAAUAAAUUAGAAGUUUCAACAACAAAUAGCCACAACAACAACACUGCCAUUAAAAAUACCUCAGCAGCAGCCAGCACAAGCUCCUCAAGGCAGCCAGCCGAAGCCACCAACAACGUUGCGCCGCUACUUUCGCUCUUCGAUCAGCUCAAGAAUAGCGCCAAUCUCAAUAAUAUCAAAUGCGGCAACAACAACAACGACAUCGGCGAAAGUAAACUGAAAGCACCCAAGAAUCUCACCGAUUGGCGUAGAUUGGCCGAGGAUGAUAGCAGCAACAACAGUGCGUCCAGUUGUAGCAGCAGCAGUGGCAGCGAUAGCAGCAUUUGCAACGCCGGCGGCGCAGCAGCGAGUAUUGGCUUGCAUGAGCGCACGUUUAUAGACUCUUUCCAGCAGCAGUUUGUGGCCGCUGUUUUAGGCAAAGCCAGCAGCAGCUGCAACAAUAGCAGCAACAGCACACUAAAGACAAUCAAAAAAGUUACGACACCAGUCACUGCCAAAUUGGACCAUGCCACAGCGAGCAACAGCAAUUGCAGUAGUGUUAGUGUAAGCAAAAUGCAUGGGAAAGAAUUCGAAAAGUCGCCUGCCGCAAAGGAGCUUACGCUGGCGGCAAUUGCCGGUGGCAGCAAAGAUGCAAAAGAUGCGGAGGCAUGCAACAGCAUUUUAGAUCUCACUUUACAGCCCGCCGCCAAGCGUAAUAUGUGCUUAAGAGCGCCGGCCAACAAAGGCAAGGCAGAAAUUAAGGCCACAGCCACUGCCACAGUCGAUGCAAGCAGCCAUGCCACAGCGGCACCUGCAUUAUGUAAGAGCAGCGUGGACAAGUUAAGCGACAACACCGCCAACAGCCCGUGUUGCAGCAACGCUGAUGCGCGUGUUGACAGCAAAUUGUGCAACACCACCGCAAACGCCUGCAAUGCCGUUAAUCAGGCGGUGGGCAGUGAGAGCGAAAGUGCCAGCAAGCAUGGCAACAACAAAAGCAAUAGCAAUGUUAGCGAACACAAUAGACUGAGCCACGGCAAUGCUAAUUGCGUGUCAAAAAAGCUAACCGGCGCGAGCCAACAACAGCAAACGCAACAACCACCACAAAAGCAAAUAAAAUUCCCCAUGCCUACACUGCCACCGCCCUCGUCGGCGGUGAGCGCCGCAGCUAAGCCCGCUGUCGAUAGUAAAAGCCGCAAAAGCAAUAACAACACAAUAACAACUGCAACGGUUGGCAGUGUCGGCAUUGUGCGUGGCACUAAGCGCGCAGCCGGUGCAGCAACAGAGGCUGAUGCAGCUGCCACAACCUCUUUGACUAGCUUCACUACACCGGCCUCUGUGGCACCGCUAACGGCGCAUUACUUCGCGCUAACCAAGCGACAAAAGCAGGCGUCCACGGCUACAACAACAAUGAACAAUUCCGCACAUUUCUCCACCGGCUUACUAAGUGAUCAACAACAAAAACGAUAUAUGGACAAUUUACGCGCUUUACUCGAUUCGGAUAAGCUAAGUUCGGCUUACGCGCGUAACCAGAGCGGCAGCGACCUCAAGUCUGUCGUCUAUUCAGCGCUCACGAGCGCUUUAUGCGGUGGUAACAGUGCUACGGCCACAACAGCUAGCAAGCUGUUGGCAGCCGCUAAUCAAGCGAAGAAGAAACGCAAGAAGAAGCGCUGCACGGAUCGGUGUGAUUCAUCGGAAUCUUCAGACAGUGGUGUCGUGAUAUCACUUAGCAGUACCGACUCUAGCACUGGUUGCAGCGAGGAUGCUUCGGAGCCGGGAUCGCCAUUUAGUCAGAACUCAAUAAUAGGUGACGAACAGCAUAGCAACUCGCCCGCCAAGGCCAAUAAAAGCAGCGCUGAAAACCAUACAAUCAUGCCACCACAGACUACAAUACUGGCAGCGGCGAAUAACAGUACCAACAGCGGACAGGCGACCAGUAAUAGUGCGAAUGGAUCGUCCAGCGGCGCUAGCGGUUAUACACAAACUGUCACAGGAACAAAUAGCAAUAACAGCAACAACACUGCCAAAUUAAAACAAAUUCAACAACAACAACCACAACAAAAGAACAAUAACACUGCCACUGUCCGCAAUGGACUCCCUACUCUUCAAUGGCCGUGGAACAUACCGGCAAGUAGUAGUACUGCACACACCACAAACACAUCAGCAUCCGUGCAAAACAGCAAGAAACGCGGUGCCGUUAGUGCGAACACCGCAGACAAUAGCUCAGGUAAAAAGGCACGAAACACAAGUGCAGAUAGUACAACAAAUGGUGCAACCGCAGCGUCAACUGGCAACGUGUCUGCAGCCAGCGCUGCAAAAAGACUGAAAGCGGCGGCAUUGGAGGAGUCGCAAACAAAAAUCACUGGUUACUUCAAGUCUCAAAUGAAGUCUCAAAUUCAUCAAAGUAACUUAACAAAGCGCAAUAUGGAAUCUGUACUGAUUGCCACAUGCAGUUCAUCAAGCUCGGGUCUCAACACAACUUCGCUCACGAUGAGUGCGCCAGCCACCACAGCAUCACUAAAUAAAUAUUUCAACAUUUUAGAACAGUUGAAGGAAAAUAGCCACAAUAAUGGCAGCGGAAGUAGCAACAACAGUAAUGUUACUAUUUCAAAGCCAACGCUAGUUGCUUCAUCAUCAUCAUCAUCCAUAAAUAGUAAUAUAAUUGCUGCAGCACCACCCACGCCGACCUCCAUCGCUCCAGCCGCUUCCACAUAUGUUACACCAGCGUCCGGAUCGGGUGGCGUCGUAGCACUGACUUCCGCUACUGCCAUGUCCUCUAUGCCUGUGCCUGCUUUGAAGAAAAUCGAACGCAGCAAACCGACUAAAAUAGCACAGGUCGCACCGAAUUUACGGAAAACCCCCUCCGCUUCGGGCAACUACAGUGGUGCAACAGGCAAGUCGCCAGCCAAGAAACAUGUCGCUAUAGCGCCGAGGACGCCCGAAAUGAAGCAACAACAAAUUCAGCAGCAGCAACAACAGGCGGCAGCAAAAGCCGAAGCAGCUGCAGCCAAACAAACAAGCACAGCAGUAAGCACACAACAGCCCCAAACUGCAACGCAAGUGAGUGCAAAUCAGCCAGCAGUCCUACUUACUGCGAUACGUUUGCCUACUCAAACCACAACGGCACCGACAGCGACGGCAACCGCGCAGCUGAAGCAAACUGUAUCACCACCGAAAUUAACACCGGUUGCAACUGCUACUGCGACCACCACAACCGCCGCACCCACCACCGGACAAACGCUUUAUCAACUGCCCGCAGUACAACUGCCAAAUUUAGUGCAACUGCCGCAGUUGUUGGCUGCCACCAACGGUGCCAAUAUCAUGCAGUUGAACAACGUGGCCACGGCCGCUAAAAACGCCAAUCCUACAGCGUCCGCCGCAGCCGCAGCCACAUCUGCGCAGGCAGCUCAAGCUGCAGCCGCACAAUAUUUCCUCAAUGGCACCGUCUUCAAACUGCAGCAAUUCACAACCGCAACCACCACGACGGCAACGUCCGCUGUAGCCGCCGCCAGUGCCGCCGCCACCGCGAAUCCAUUUAACCUGAUGACUGCCGCAGACCUGCAAGAAAUACUCAUUAAGCAGCAGCAACAGCUUCAACAACAGCAACAACUGCAACUGCAACAACAACAGAAAGCGGCUGCAGUAGCGGCAGCAGCAGCCGCGUCAGCCACUGCCCAAGCUACUAAUACUAGUUUCCAAGAAAUCUUCCAGCAGCAAAUUGCCGCGGCUAUUGCGGCAAAUCAACAGCAACAACAGCAGCAGCAGUUUCAACAGUUGCAACGCUUGGGCGCCGCCGCUGCACAGCCGGUAUUCAUGGCCACUCCAGCUGGCCUACUAUUGAACGCCGCCUCAUUGCCGGCUAUGCUGGCACAAGCGGCCGCUGCUUUGGCUGUCAAUAACAAUCAGCAGCAACAGCAAAAACAAAUGCAAAUGCAGCAGCCCCAUCCACAACAGCUGCCGGCACUGCAGCCAAUACAACCCAGCGCUUUGCCAGCGCUAAGUUCCAUUUUCGCUGGUGCAGCGCAGCAACAACAACAGCAGCCUCACUCCUCCCACGACCAGCAUACUGACUUCCAGCAGCAGCAGCAACAAUUGCUAGCGUUUUUGCAACAACAACAGCAGCAGCAACCACAAUUCAUAACAACAAGCCAGCCACCUCCGUUAUCGGCUGUAAAUUCGACUUCGCCGCAAACUGCAACUGCCGCUGCCACUCUAACGCCACUGCCAUUAAAUGCGUCUUCAACUGCAACUCCUGCAAAUAACGCAAACACUGCCAAACUGGCCAUCGUAAAAGCGACCACUGCCUCCACACAACCGCAACAGUUUGCCGCGCUCAAUUCGCAACCGCCGCCAUUAGUCACCAUUUCACACGGCAAAGCACGCGCGACUGCAAUAGCACCGGCCACUGCCACCAGCGCCGCCUCCAACGCUAAUACAACGGCGAACAAGCCGGCCGCACUGGCGAAGCCAUAUCAAAAGCGCAUGCCGAAGGUGGCGCCAGCGCCCGUGCCAGUAGCGCCAGCACCGAGCAAACCCGCGCUGGCGAACACUAAAGCGAAAAUUUCCACUGGCUGCAAAAUCAUUGCCUCACCCACCACGCCGCCGCCACUGGUGCCAGCGCUCAGCAGCAAUAACAGUAGUGGUGUUAACAGCGUGGCUUCCGCACCCAGCAGCCGUGCCGCUCCAGUGGCGAAGCAACUGCUACCGACCAGUGGACUGCCAACGCCGGCGCUCAUUAGCAUUGCACCCGCACCUGCGACAAUCACAACAACCACAACUGCAGCAAUUAGUGCAGCGGCUGUGCCGAGUGCCAUGAAAGUAACUGCUUUGCCGCCACUUGCGCCCAAACUAACGCCGGUCGCAGCAUCGAUUACAACAACAGCUGUGUCAUCCAUCGCGGUAACGGCAACUGCAGCGAAGGCGAUCGUCACGAGCGCUGCCGUCACAGCGACAACAACCACAACAUCCACCCCAGAUCUCUUCGAUUUAGUAAAGAAUUCGAAUGGCGCCAUCACUAUAUCAGCGCCAACUACCAUUAGUAACAGCAAUAACAACAAAUGUCACAACAAUACAUUCAAUAAGUGCGCAGCGCUACUGCCAUCAUUCUGCAACUCAUCGCUGUCAUCAUAUUCAUCUGCAUCAUCGCCCUCGCUCUGCUCCUCCACGCAUACCGUCUCCAGCGAUGGCUUUUGCUCGAAGAUCAAGGAGGAGCCCUUGGAUGAAGUGGCCAAUGCUCCCUCAGCCAACACUUCGGAUAGUGGUAUCAAAUUGGAGAGCUUCAAUGCGUCCACACAUAGCCAAACGUUAUCGGCAGAUAUUAAGGUUGAACUGAUGGAGGACACUACCAAAAUGUACCCGUCAACCGUCAAUAGUAUUUCGACUAGCAUUGGCAACAGUAUCACGCACGCGAAUGAUUACUCAUCGUAUUCCUUCAGCUCACACUCGAAUUCGGUCUCCUCGGCCGCUGAUCUUUCACUAGAAGCAUCUACCCCACCGUCGCUCUCUUCCCUGUCCGCCUCUUGCUCAUCCGCACCCUCGCCGGUACCUUCCUCAUCGGUGGGCGCAUCACCGCGCAAUUCCCCGCCGCCAUUGCCGCCAACACAGCCAUGUGAAUCCAAUUCAGCUUCCCUAAGCUCGGAAUCCUCCGCUUCGUGUGUCACGGCCGCUACUGGCAGAGAUAUGCUGAGCGAAAUGGUUACAUCGUCUUGCAUAUCAUCUAAUCUCGCUUCGGAAAUGUCCAAUUCGGCUGAUGGCUCGACCACACACGAGAAGUCAUUAACGUCCGGCCUCGAGGAUGUCGAGAAAGAUGGAAGUGCGGACGAGGAGAGCAGCGAAAAGCGUGACUUGCCCACCCCCGAGUCCGGCAUAGGUGGCAGUUUGACGGCUAGUGAAAGCAGCGAAUCCAUCGUCAGCACAAUUUCCAACAACAGCAGCAAAGCUGAAAUUAUCGCCAACAUUAUCAAUUCAAUCGACUCAAAUUCACCGCCACCCACGCCACUGUCUACGAUUAGUGCUGGCAGCGCAGAAAGCGGCAGCCACAUUAGCCACGCCAUUGCUGACAUCAAUUCCAACAGCAGCAAUGCAGCAACGCCAAUCUCAUCAUCAUCACCAGCUAACAGCGCUGAUUCAAACACCAAUUCUACCUCCAAUAGUGCCGUACCCUCAGCACCGAGUUUGCCGAAUAGCAUCGAUAACAGUAAUUCGAAUAGCUGCACAAGCAGCAGCAACAGCAGUGUCAGCGGCGAGCCACAAUCGACCACCAGCAGCAAUUGCUUCAACUCAACACCGACGCUCAUCGACACCAAGCUCGCGGAGUCUGCGAGUGAAGCGCUGCCCAAGUGCGCCAUCUCGCCCAUACUCUCGCAGCCGAAAACUAUACGCUUCCCUGCAGAGACAGGUGGUUUUCGGUAUGGUCCUAAAGGUGCUAAACGUCACGACGGCGUCUGCUACUGGGAUAAAUGCAAUAAGAAGCAUGAUAGCUGCUCCAAAUUGUUGGAUCACAUGCAGACACUACACGUCAAUACGCAAACUGGACCGUUUUCAUGCCUCUGGGUCGGUUGCAAGGUGUACAAUAAGGAAUCGUGUUCGCGUCGCUGGUUGGAACGACACGUGCUAUCUCAUGGCGGCUCGAAGCAAUUCAAGUGCAUUGUCGAAGGUUGCGGCUUACGUUUUGGUUCACAGCUCGCUCUUCAAAAACACGUAAACAAUCAUUUUACGGCUACCGAAAAUAAGGAGAGCUCCAAUAAGCGUACCUCGGAUCCGCCAGUGCCCAAACAGCUGCGUAAGAAUGGCAAAAAGCUGCGCUAUCGACGUCAACCAUUUUCAGCGCGUAUGUUCGACUUCUUUGAUUCCGGCAUAAUGGAGGGUCUCCAGCAUCGUCUGCGGCAAAUAAGCCUACUUUCAACGAGCUCCAACACAAUAACGUUUCAGGGUCAGUGCAUGAUGCGCCGCAAAACACAGCAAGGCAGUUACGAGAGCUUUAUUCGUUGGUCACCGCGUGAAAUCAUUUCCGACGAGUGGGUGCCGGCUUGCGAUGGGCCUUACACGAAAACAGUUAACAUUAAACGUAUGCGUCCCGCGGAGAAGAUAAAGGUUGAGAGCCUACUCAUGACCGCUUACAAAAUGCCAUAUUCGCCAAAUCUUUUCGACGACGUCAGCGAUGAAGACGACGAUGAUGAUGAGGAGGCCUCCGAUGAUGGCGAUGACGAUGAUGAAAAUAAUGAUGGCGACGACACCACCGAAUUGGCGACUUUAGUGGAAACGGUGCGCAGCUCACAACAGCAGAGUGCGCUUGCAAUUUCCCGUAAGCAAAUGCAACAACGUCGUAAGCAUCCACGUAAGCCGCUGAAACGCGUGCAUUUGGAUAAACCAUUGAACGUUUAACUCGCCGUGGCAAGCGCCAGCGCUGCUCAAUGAUCUCCUACUAAGAAUUAGGCAAUGUUUGUGGCAAAUGAAAAGUCUGCAAUAUAUGAGUUAAGUGUUUAAUUUGUUAAGGCUCAUGGACAACAAGAAAUACAACAACAAUAAGAACAGCAACAGCGCAUACUACGCAGCAGUCAUACAUAAUUCAGCAUAUAGUAA
This is a messenger RNA of Bactrocera tryoni, 8323 nucleotides long. RefSeq names its product zinc finger protein jing (gene jing). The coding region runs from base 644 to 8125 and encodes 2493 amino acids. Gene Ontology annotation, cellular component: ESC/E(Z) complex. The transcript has 7 exons. Lineage: Eukaryota; Metazoa; Arthropoda; Insecta; Diptera; Tephritidae. Gene Ontology annotation, biological process: regulation of transcription by RNA polymerase II. The record is from RefSeq and is a predicted model, not a curated record.